Molecule: messenger RNA, 992 nt
Organism: Punctularia strigosozonata HHB-11173 SS5
Lineage: Eukaryota; Fungi; Basidiomycota; Agaricomycetes; Corticiales; Punctulariaceae
Exons: 2
Coding region: 75-347 (90 amino acids)
Source: RefSeq, a predicted model, not a curated record
GUGAGUGUGAGUGUGUGAUCCGUAAGGUUCCCCGAUGGGGCGCUAGUGUGCGCGUUGGCGGCCCGCGCAUUGAGAUGAAAGCCGUAAUCAGGGCAUGGGACCAGUUUGACCUUGCUGGAUGCUUUAUUGAGUCUUCCUUUAGAGGGGUGCACAGCGUAAUCGGAGCCUCUGUUACCACAGGUUCUGAUCGUCGCAGUUGCCAGCUGCAGAUCCUUCACAUUACGCGAGACCAGCGAGACCUGAUGAUCGGUGUACUUGUGCGUCUCGCGACGGAGGCUACUAUCUUGCGCACAAUAUUAGAGAUCGAUCUGAGCUUGUUCGACAAGAGCGGAGGCGUCGCAGCUUGAACAGUGGCUGCGACGACUCACUCGCGCUGACAGUUGUUCACUUGGGCGCGAAAGCUUCGGUGGCUUGGGGUUCAUCGAGGGAGCGAGCAGCAAUCCACUCCGUUUGGGUCCGGCCCACCGCUGACUUUUGAUCGCCGUGGGUGGGAUGUUCUCGACGAAAAUUGUCCAGAAAUGAACCCGGUGAGAAUGUGCGUCGUUGAAGUGAGGACUGAGAAUAUCUCUCGAAAGCACAAGCCGCAAAGAAAGGUCGCCACCGACCCAUCCUUCUGAUUCACGUACACGGCUGGAAUUACCGAAGAAUUUAGACUACCGAUGGCCCACCUCCACAACACCCUAGAGAAUCGAUGAUGGGGUACGGCGCGCAUACGGGGCGCGAUCCUCGCUAAUGGGAACGCCGGACCGAAAUGGUAUUGCCUUGAGCGCGUGAUAGCUUCGAUCUUCCGGGGGAUGGACAGCAAUGACGGGAGUCUCUAGGAAUGCCAAUGGAAAUGGGCGUAGAUCGGAUAGGUUUCACCUGCAACUCGGUGCCCACUGCUUGCCCGUCAUUGUGACUGCAUUACAGAAGUUAGGGCCACCGAUAUCUUGUAUUUUCCUCUAUCUCGGCGGACAACACCAUCGCGGCGUGGGGCGCAGCGUGUAUGUGUG